Aspergillus calidoustus is the source of this 1629-nucleotide messenger RNA. The record is from the annotation of a GenBank genome assembly. NCBI's taxonomy places the organism in Eukaryota, Fungi, Ascomycota, Eurotiomycetes, Eurotiales, Aspergillaceae.
AUGAGGUUCCACCGUCCUCACCUCCGAGUCGAUCAGUCGCAAUCGGCGUUUGCCGAGGGCAAUGCCCGCUGGACGAAUCUCGAUCUCGACCCUGUUCCUCGUGCAGGGCGACUCUGGGGACCUCUUAGUUUCGUCUCAUACUGGAUCUCCGACGCCUUUAACUCUGCAACAUGGCAAUUCGCGUCCAGCAUUAUCGCCGUCGGCCUCUCAUGGCGCGAGAGCAUCGGAAUUGUCGCCUUAUCCUUCUUCAUUAUCUCCUUCGUCAUCGCCGCCAACGGUGCCGUCGGCGCAAUCUACCAUAUUCCCUUCCCUGUAAUAGCACGCGCAAGCUGGGGGUUCACGGGCUCAUACAUCGCCAUCGUCUCACGCUCCAUCCUUGCUAUCUUCUGGUUCGCCAUUCAAAACGUCAACGGCGCCAAUGCCGUCAAGGCGAUGAUCGGUGCUAUCUGGCCGUCCUUCUUGACCAUGCGGAAUACGAUCCCUGAAGACCAGGGAAUCGAGACGAAUACAAUGAUUGCGUAUUUGAUCUUCUUCAUUGUGCAGUUCCCGUUCUUGUGCAUUCAUCCGAACAAGGCAAGGUGGUUGUUUCUGGCCAAGACGGUCAUCGUCCCGGCUGCUUGGAUUGCAAUCCUCAUUUGGGCGUUUGUGGCCGAGGGCGCUGGGCCGAUCUUUGAGCAGAAGCCUACUGUUUCGGGGUCGCAGUAUAGCUGGGUGUUUCUUGCAAGUAUGACAAGUGUGCUGGGGAACUAUGCGACGUUGAGUGUUAACCAGUCCGACUUCUCACGCUACUCUCGCGUCUCCCCAAAGUGGCAGAUCCUCUACAUCCCCCUCCUCCCCAUAAUCUUCACCUUCAUCUCCUUCAUCGGCAUCGUAGCCUCCUCCGCCGGCUGGUCGCGCUACAACACCGCAACAAUCCCCUGGGACCCCAUCGUGCUGAUAAGUCACUGGUCCAGCCGGGCUUGCCGCUUCUUUGGUGCCUUCUCCUUCGCCCUCGCGUCCCUCGGCGUAAACAUCAGCGCAAACUCCAUAUCCGCCGCAAAUGACCUCAUGGCUCUGUUUCCCGAGUACGUCAACCUGCGCCGCGGGCAGAUUAUCUGUGGGAUACUGUCUUGGGCCCUCGUCCCUUGGAAGAUCCUCGCGUCCGCGGGGAAUUUUUUAAACUUCAUGUCUGCGUACGCGAUCUUCCUCGGGCCUAUUGCGGCAAUCAUGCUCUGGGACUUUUGGGUCAUUAAGGAUCGGAAGUACGAUACGCUUGCGCUGUACCAGCCCUCGAAUAGGACAUACAGAUUCAAUGACUGGCUAUUCAACUGGCGCGCGAUCGUCGCGUUCCUAGUCGGCGUCGUCCCCUCGCUGCCCGGGCUGAUUAACUCCGUGAAUAGCAACAUCGACGUUGGCGUCGGGGUCCACCCGUACCAGUUUGGGUGGAUCUUGGGCUUUGUGGGGACGAGUAUUGUUUAUGUGGCGCUUUCGAUGGUCUUUCCGUGUGAUGAGAGUCUAGUGCAUAGGGCAGUGCUGGCGGAUGAAAUUUAUGACCUCCGCGAGGGGAAUAUGGUUGUGGGGAUUUCAAUGGGGGAAGAGCAGGGCGAAGUUGUUAGGGCUGGGAAGGAGAAGGGGUUUAGUUAUCCCUAG